Capsicum annuum is the source of this 1620-nucleotide messenger RNA. RefSeq names its product probable 2-oxoglutarate-dependent dioxygenase At3g50210. The transcript is spliced from 12 exons. The record is from RefSeq and is a predicted model, not a curated record. NCBI's taxonomy places the organism in Eukaryota, Viridiplantae, Streptophyta, Magnoliopsida, Solanales, Solanaceae. The coding region runs from base 382 to 1197 and encodes 271 amino acids. Gene Ontology annotation, molecular function: dioxygenase activity.
AAUGUAUGACUUGUUUUAUUCUACAAAAUGCUGUUUAUUGGAUUCUUGAUAAAUUAUUUAUAUAAACAAAUAUAGGAUUUAAGUCAAAGUUACUGACUUCUGCAGAAUUUGUAGUCGAAACUCUAGCUCUGCCCAUGGUUUUGGACAUUGGUUCUGUGCAGUGGCGGAGCCACAGCCGACGAAGGGUGGUCAGAUGACCACCCUUUGUCGGAAUUUUUUUUUGAGUAUAUAGAUGCAGAUGUAAGUCCUCUUUUGGAGAAAUGGGAUCAUCCAAAUAUUGCUCAAGAUGAAGGUGUAGCUCAAGUUGUUAGACAAUUGGAUCAGGCUUGUAGAGAAGCUGGAUUCUUUUAUGUGAAGGGCCAUGGCAUCAAUGUUUACCUUAUGAACGAGAUUAAAAACAUUACGCGCGAAUUUUUUCGUCAGCCUAUUGCGGAGAAAAACAAGAUCAAACUUUCUGCAGAAACUGGAUAUAGGGGAUAUCAAAAAAUUGGAGAGAAUAUAACCAAAGGGAAACCUGAUAUACAAGAAGCUAUUGAUUGCUAUAGAGAAGUGAAACAUGGGAUGUAUGGAGAUCUUGGAGCUGUUAUGCAAGGAUCCAACAAAUGGCCAAGUUAUCCUCCAAGUUUCAAGCAGGCAAUGGAGGAGUAUAUUGACCGCUGCACAGACCUAUCACGAAAGAUAAUGAGAGGAAUUGCUCUGGCAUUGGGUGGAUCAGCGGAUGAAAUGGAGGGUGAAAUAGGUGGUGAUCCAUUUUGGGUCUUGCGAGUAAUUGGCUACCCUGCUGCGUCCAUUUCAAAUGGACAUGAUAAGCCUGAGAAUGAUGUUGGAUGUGGCGCCCAUACAGACUAUGGGCUAUUGACAUUAGUGAACCAGGAUGACGAUAUCGUUGCGCUUCAGGUGAGAAACAAAUCGGGCGAGUGGAUAUCAGCACCACCUAUCCCUGGCACAUUUGUGUGCAAUAUAGGAGAUAUGCUGAAGAUCUUAUCAAAUGGAAUUUAUGAAUCAACGUUGCACCGGGUCAUCAAUAACUCUCCCAACUAUCGUGUUUGCGUGGCCUACUUUUAUGAGCCUAACUUCGAUGCUGCAAUAGAGCCACUGGAUGUGUGUUUAAAGAAGACUGGUGGCACCAAGAAUUUUGAAGGAGCUGUUUAUGGGAAGCAUUUGGUCAGCAAAGUCACCACCAAUUUUAUUCUGUAGGCCAAGACCGACUUUACCCCUCCUCCUUUGGUUGGUUAGUUCAACUGGUUUUAGUAAACAAUUCAGUACUGGAUGGACAAUGUAACUCAUGCUUAAUUAAUAGUAUAGCUUUUCAUCUGUUCCCCCCCCAACCAAAAAAAAAGUAUAGGCCUCAGCUUCCCUACCCCCCCCCCCCCCCCUUUUCCCUACCCUCAGAAAAGUAAAUGGAAAAAAAGGAAGGUUCCAUUCCUCAAAGAGAGUAUCAAUUUGACCGGUCCAGAAUUUAACUAAGAUAUUUUGGGCAAAAAUGAUAUAUGGAACAUUUGAACUUCACUCUUGUUUUGCCACCAAUAGUUACCUUCAUGUUUGAAGGAGCAUUUUAGGAAUCCAUAAUGUUCUUCCUUUUAUAUUACCACAAUAUUAUUUUGUCUUUUGGCACGUUCA